AUGUCUCCACAAACCGAAAAGCGAGUGCAGGGAGCCAAAGACUCGUCGUCCCAACAGGACGCUUCAGCCUCCGUCAAGCAGUUGAUCACUUUGCUCCACCAAUACUGUUCUGAGGGUAGUUUCGAUGCCUUGAAAGGAGUCGUCGGAGAAAAGGAAGAACUCAAGCGAGACAAGGCGAAGCUCCAAAUCGCAUACGACGAGAACAUCCAAGCGCUAUCUCGGCGUCAGACUGAACUCCAAGAACAGAAAGCUGGUUUUGAGAAGCAAUUGAGUUCUCAGAGGGCAGAAAAUGAGGCAACUGUGAAAUCCAAACAAGCGGUCGACGAAAGCAUCAAGAAGCACCAAGCUAAAUUGACGACAAUGGAAGAGCAGAUCGAGAAGCAGUCGUCAUCUGCCAAACAGUUAAUUAAUGAGAUCAAGAAAAAAGAAUCACUCGUUAAUGCCCUCGAAGCCUCUAAAGCUUCACAACAAGAAAGUCUAACAAAAGCAGAAAAGGAACUGACAAAGUUCAAAAGCACACAGCAGUCUAUGCAAAAGCGAAUAGAUGAGUUGACUACAAGCUUGAAUGAAACGCGCACGGGUUUGACGACAUUUCAUUCUUUUGUGGUCAAACUUGAUAACUUUGAGGCUAGACGGUCUGAAGUUGGUGACGCUUUGGAUGAUAUACUACAAAACGCGCUCAGCCUUAUGCGGUCGUAUAUAGGUAUUCCCCUGGAAAACGCAUUCCUGACCGAUACGACAGUAUGGGGAAGACUUCGAAAAAGCACCCCAAUUGACCGUUCCAUCCCUUUGCCUAAUUCCAACUCCCCAGCUGCUAGGCUGAUGAGGGUCGCCGCCGGUCUCAGGAUUUAUAGCAUGGCGCUCGCUGAUCAUGUCUUAAGAGCAACGUAUUUAACUCAAGACGAUGAUUUUGAGGAUAUUCUAGGGGAUCUGGAAACAGAAGAUCCCCUACAUGAAGCUUUCACCCGCGCAGUGCUGCUCAAGAUUCAGUUAGCAAGGCCGGCUCGAACCAGAGAAGCUCGAGCGAAGAUGGUUUCUGAUCAAGUAUAUGGCGUUAUCGCCGACUUGGUCCCUCCUUCGCAGCAAGAAUCUUUCCAGGCACGCCUUUAUCAUAUCUCACUGGAGGCAUGCAACUCGUGGUUGGUUGUUCAGCAGCUACUGGAGCCAGUUCGUCCACUCUUUUCUUCGAGCAUGCCCGAGGACUGGGUGCCAUUAUCCUUUUCCACAGCCCAGAGCAAAGCCGAGGCUGGGCCACCCGGCGCAGCUCGGGAACCUUCCGUGAUGAGGGCAGAGAACCAGAGCUUACAAGCACGAUCGCCGACUGCCGAAUCCCAGCCGGUGGAAACUGACGACAUAAUGCAGUAUGUCUGGCCCGCGUUCUUUAUUCCAUCUUCCCAGCAGGAGGAUGACGUUGGUGAUCAAAUGCCAGAACUCAUCCACAGAGGGCACAUUAUUACACGUUCACAAGGCAGGGAAGCAGAAGAUGAAAUGUCACGUAGGAAUACAAGAAGGAUCGAAAGACAAAACAGUACAUCCACUCCUUCCCAGAAAAAGAGGCGAGACUCGGCCAUCUUUUUAUCCAGCACUUUAACAGGCGGAGUCAGUACCGAAAAAGCCCGUUGA
Messenger RNA from Fusarium sp. VM40, 1623 nucleotides. Lineage: Eukaryota; Fungi; Ascomycota; Sordariomycetes; Hypocreales; Nectriaceae. The record is from the annotation of a GenBank genome assembly.